GAGGUGAGACCGGCCUGGCCCGUAAAGUAACACGGGCAACCCAACCCACCACCUACGUCGUCGUCUCCGCCGCCUUGCUCUAUCCAUCCGUCGGCGAUGCAGGCCGCCGUCGCCUUGAGCCAGAGCCAGGCGUCCCUUCUCGUCCGGCGGCUCCCAAGGCCUUACCACUACGCCGGCGGGCCGGACCCGGAUGAUGGCGUGCUGCUGCUAGCACGACGAGGCGUGUCGCUCCCGCUCCCGCGGCUGCGGCUGCGGCGCGCCUGUUGCUCCGCGAGCCUACCCGUCGGUACCGGCGCCGGCAGUGAGCAUGUCCCUGUAUUCCCAAGACAAAAAACAUGGGAUCCUUACAAGCUUCUUGGUGUUGACCAUGAUGCAUCUGAAGAAGAGAUCAAUAGUGCAAGAAACUUCCUCCUUCAACAAUACGCUGGGUAUGAAGAAAACGAAGAGGCAAUUGAAGGUGCCUAUGAUAAGAUAAUGAUGAAGAGCUACUCACACCGUAAGAAGUCCAAAAUCAACCUGAAAAGGAAAUUAAUUAAGCAAGUGGAAGAAUCCCCAUCAUGGGUUAAGUCACUGCUUGGACACUUUGAAGUGCCAUCGAUGGAUGUUGUGUCAAAAAGAUUUGCUCUUUUUGGAUUUAUUGCUGGGUGGAGCAUCGCAACUUCUGCUGAGACUGGACCUACCUUCCAGCUUGCACUGGCACUCGUGUCAUGCAUAUACUUUCUCAACGACAAGAUGAAAAACCUUGCCAGGGCGUCUGCCACAGGGCUUGGACUCUUUGCGGGUGGCUGGAUAGUAGGUUCGCUGGUAGUCCCAGUGAUCCCGGCAUUUAUUUUCCCGCGUACUUGGUGUCUGGAGCUCCUUACUUCGCUGGUCGCUUAUGUAUUUCUAUUCUUGGGUUGCACUCUCGUCAAGUGAAAUCUGUGACACUUGAAACCGUUGUUGUUUCUGCGAGAUUUUCUGUUGCCGACGUUGUAACUCCCUUUUGACCCGUGGGUAUAGAAGAUGACCUUUUGACAAGCCGAAACUUGGCCCACUAUUGUUCAGAUCCCAUGAGGUGUUGUUGUUAUCUCUAGUCUAAGCGAGCUUAUAUUGAUCAGUAUUGUAUUGUAUUGUAUUGUAUUGUUUUGUAGGCAGUUUCUGCAAGCUGCUGCUAGUUCUAGAGUGCUUGGGCAUGCUACCGUUGUAACUAUAAUAAACAGCUGCAGAUGUGCUUAUCGCUUGUUUGUGCUUGUGAUUUCACGGGCGGGCA
Molecule: messenger RNA, 1249 nt
Organism: Triticum urartu
Lineage: Eukaryota; Viridiplantae; Streptophyta; Magnoliopsida; Poales; Poaceae
Product: protein CHAPERONE-LIKE PROTEIN OF POR1, chloroplastic
Cellular component (GO): chloroplast membrane
Source: RefSeq, a predicted model, not a curated record